Linum trigynum is the source of this 1601-nucleotide messenger RNA. The record is from the annotation of a GenBank genome assembly. NCBI's taxonomy places the organism in Eukaryota, Viridiplantae, Streptophyta, Magnoliopsida, Malpighiales, Linaceae.
CUGGAAACAAAAUUUAAAAAUUAGGGUGGUAUGAAAAUUUUGUCAAAAUAUAUUGGAAAAUGAAUGUAAUUUAGUAGAUCACAAGUCAAAACAACUCCGUUCAAUUUGUAAAAGACUUUAGAAAUCAAAGUUAAAGCAAAGAAGAUAAAAGUCAAUUAAAAAAGUAGGAAAAAUAAAUUUCCUUUAAUAUCACUGAUUAAUAUCAGCGAAAGAGAGGCGAUUCAAGCAAAGAAAAAGGUGAGAUCUAUGACGGUUCGAAAAACGGACCAGAGGUCAGGGAAUAAGCUGAUGGGAAGUGGACCUCGUAUGUAGCAUCAUCCAACUGAUUAUGUUAAAAAGCGAGAUAUCGCUUCUAAUAGAUUUGCUAGCCUGCAAGAAACGUAAAAAACAUCUCGAGAUGAAGUUUGGGUACAAGAAGGCGGGCGGGAUUACCCCACUGGACUUGUAUUGAGUAAGGAAAGGGAGAAGAAUAAAGGAACUGACAAGCGAGGGGUGAGUGGAUAGGGUCCUUUGGCUCAAGAAAAUAAAAAGAUGAAUCUGCAGGAGAGGAGCCACCAUGUUGGGCACGUACAACUAUGUCCCAUGCAGAGCCAUGCACAGAACGUUGAUAACAAUGGAGUGGGGGCGAAGGUCGAAUAGAAUAAGCAAAGUGACCAAGAGAAGACAGGAGAGGGCAAAACAGGUGAGAAAGGAGUUGAACAGGACCCAGACAAGCUCGGCAGUUUGGUACUAAGAUCGGCCAAGGGGACAAACGGUGGGACUAAUAGCUGAGAUGGAAAUGAUGGAUAUAACACUACACUAUAUUGAUGUAAAGGUAGGGCAGGUGGGUUAAGCGUUUGGUGGAUGGAGGAGGUGGAGAUGGAAAUGAUGGAUAUAACACUACACUAUGUUGAUGUAAAGGUGCAGGAGUUGGGAGUGGGCACUUGGAGAUUCACAGGGAUGUACGGUUGGCCGAAGUCUGAUGGGAAGAGACAAACUCUGGAGGCCCUCAGAUCCCUUUCCCAGCAAUGGGAUGGUCCAUGGUUAUGCGGUGGGGAUUUUAACCUCAUUGCGUCGCAGUUUUGAGAAAAAAGGUGGGAAUGCACUCCCUGAUAGAGAGAUUGAGAAUUUUCGUGAAGGUUUGAAGGCAUGCGGUUUGGUGGAUUUGGGUUUUCAGGGCUAUCCCUUUACAUGGGAUAACAAGAGGACCAUCGGGUUCACGGAGGAAAGGCUCGAUCGGUUUGUCGCUAGGGAGAACUGGUCGGAGCUAUUCCCAACAGCUCGAGUGAUACAUUUGGAUGGAAAUAGGCCAGAGCAUAGACCUCUUAUAUGCGAUAUUAGAGGGUAAGAUGAUGAAGCGAUUAAAUGGGCGUGGAGUUUUAAAAUUUUUACCCCACUGGUCAAAGCACGAAGACUGCCCGCGGACAGUUGAAGAGGCAUGAAAAAAUGGAGGCACUAGUGUUCUUGAAAAGAUUACAAAUUGCCGAAGCAAGUUGGACGCAUGGAGCCAAUCGACUUUUCCAAAUUUUGCUAAGCAAAGGAACCGUAUAAAGAAAGCGUUGUGGGUGCUUGAGAGAAGUGAGAAGACGCUGAUGAUAAUUCAACAAAGACAUGCCCUGGAA